This is a messenger RNA of Penicillium salamii, 1161 nucleotides long. NCBI's taxonomy places the organism in Eukaryota, Fungi, Ascomycota, Eurotiomycetes, Eurotiales, Aspergillaceae. The record is from the annotation of a GenBank genome assembly.
AUGCCAUCGCCUCUGCUCCUGGGGUAUGCGCGCCUCAGUCGGCACAUGCGCAUCCUAGGACACCGUUUAUACAGCAACUCUAUCCGCAGCCCAGCAGUGUCUGUUUUGUUUCAAGACACCGAGCCACCAAUUAUCAAUGGCGUUCGAAAACCUAGAAAACCAGGUGGCUAUCAAGACUCCGGCGCCGAUAUUGCCUUCACCCUCCAAUCAAAAGGGUUGGAAAUAGUAACCCCUAUAGCUUCACCAGACGUCUAUAAAAAUGAGGGUUGGUGUUUCUCCGAUACCGAGAGCGACAUUUGCGUCGCCGUGGAAAAAGGGGCCACACAUCUCUGGGCCAACACUAUCCUCUUUGAUUCCCACCCGCUACAGAUAUCCGAAAAGCUGGGUCGCUAUGCAUCCGACCUAUAUGUUGUUGGUCAACCUCCGGCAAUGGUUCAGAAUUUCGAUGACAAAGCUUACCUGAACGGAAAGCUGAGAGACAUCGGUGGCUAUACUCUCCCACGUUCAUGGCUUGUAAAAGUCUCUGAUAAUAUUGAUGAGAUGGUUGGAUCAAUAAACCGAUUCCCUGUUGUCGGAAAGCCAAUUCGUGGACGUGGAAGCCAUGGCGUCAAACUUUGCCACAGCCCAGCGGAGUUAAAAAAACACAUUGGUCAGUUGAUCGAUGAGUCACCGGUUGUCAUGGUUGAAGAGUAUCUUGCAGGUGAGGAGGCAACCCUUACUAUCAUGCCUCCGUCACCCGAGCGGCCCGAGCAUUGGAGUAUGCCCCCAGUCUCGAGGUUCAACCACAAAGAUGGCAUCGCGCCAUAUAAUGGCGUAGUAGCUGUCGUGGGUAACUCCCGUGUUGUUACCGACGAGGAAAUGGAAGACCCUGCUUAUAGCAAGAUCAUGGAUGAGGGCGUUAAGGUGGCGGCGUUGAUUGGGGCCACUGCGCCCAUCCGGAUUGACAUGCGAAGAUUCAGUCCAGGCUCUGAAUUCGCCCUCUUUGACAUCAACAUGAAGCCGAACAUGACCGGUCCAGGGCGGCCGGGACGAGAGGAUCAAGCAAGCUUGACUGCGAUGGCAGCGACCGCAAUCGGUUGGGACUACGGCACCCUCUUGCAGAAAAUCCUCGCCGGCGCUAUUGAGCUGAGCAGAUUCCGAGCAUAUCGUAGCCCUUUCUAG